Mycena indigotica is the source of this 1341-nucleotide messenger RNA. RefSeq lists its product as uncharacterized. Bases 1 to 1341 code for a protein of 446 amino acids. Lineage: Eukaryota; Fungi; Basidiomycota; Agaricomycetes; Agaricales; Mycenaceae. The transcript is spliced from 9 exons. The record is from RefSeq and is a predicted model, not a curated record.
AUGCUUCAUUCUCCAGCAUCAACAAGCGCCAGUUUGCCCUCCCAAUCAUUUUGGGGCAAAUUCAAGCCCAAAAACAAGGACGACAUGCGCGACAAACAAGCCCAAAUGGCCCUCGCAAGACAACGUCUCCUAACUUUGGCAUAUGGCGACAUGGAAACAAUCCGGGUUCUUCCAACCACUUUUGCGGAGCUCGAAGCUGUCGCACGAGACUGGACCAAGCCUCCACCUGAUGCUGUCUUUGGUUUACGCGUCCCAGUCGAGUUCGCGUCGCUGCAAGCCGCUCGUCUCGUUGCCGGUCCAUACAUCUAUCUCGCAGGCGAAGACUCAUACCAAAUCGCUAUAAUGGGUGUACCUGGUCUACGCGUCGAAGUGGUCAGUGAUGCACCUCCACCCCCGGAUGAGCCUCCGCCACCGCCCGUUUUGGAAAUGCCUGCCGCUUUCAAUCUCGAACUCAUGCCAGGACAACACGUUGCGCUCGAUGUUAUGGUCAACUCCGAUGAGCUCGAUAUGGCUCGAAUGGAAGAUGGCACCAUGGUCGAUGGCAUGUUUUGGGGCAAAUUGGAUAUUGUCCAUCAAGGAGAUACCCACAAGAUGGAGUUCAGCGGGACACGCCUCGCGAAUGAAAAUUACUCCCCCGAAUUCAUGUUUGAUUCUCGCGUCAUGACCAAAUUGGCGGUUGCUGCGAAGCCAACCACGGCCAAGUGCAACCUCAGUGUCCUCUCUCCAGCAGUUCAAUACUGCGACAUCAUGCUCACAUUCUCUCCGCUGUGGAAAAUCGGCACUAUGUGGCCUCCAGCCGAGAAUGUCGCGGAGAACAAGGUCAAAUACUUCCUACGAGUCCACCCUGGUGGUGCAUUGGAGCAUUUCGAAAGCGAAAUGGUCUCCACCUCAUUAUAUUACGAAGCCAUGCCGGACCCCAGCAUGAUUGACCCCAAUGACUAUAUCGCUCCCAGAAAUGGCUUUGCCAUGUCUUUCCGGGAUUUCAUACCCCACCUGAUGAAUGUUCUUGAUCAGUUGGGCAUGUCGCUACAUGCUCGUACGAAUUUUAUCAAUAACAACUUAUCUGCCUUCUCCGCUCACAAAAACAUCGCCUACCGAUUCCUUUCUCCUAGCCGAGUCGCUUCCGCCAUCGACAUUGCCGUCACCCACGAUUCGUGUAUCUUUACUCGUCUAUUCCUCAUCUUCCGUGGCCUCAACGACGAUGAGGUGGGCAUCUUUGCUGGCGCUGGUGAGAAAGAAGCCAAUGCAGCUAAUUGGAGGGAGAUUGUUGGUUGGUCCGAGGAAUGCAAGGAUCCAACAGUCUUCCGCCUGUUAGAGACCUCCGUGCUGGAGGUCACAUGA